Acipenser ruthenus (sterlet) is the source of this 3249-nucleotide messenger RNA. Its product is annotated as deleted in malignant brain tumors 1 protein-like. Gene Ontology annotation, cellular component: membrane. The record is from RefSeq and is a predicted model, not a curated record. Bases 100 to 1416 code for a protein of 438 amino acids. The transcript is spliced from 7 exons. Lineage: Eukaryota; Metazoa; Chordata; Actinopteri; Acipenseriformes; Acipenseridae.
UGCACUACUUUAAAAAUAACCACUUCCUUCCUCUAUCGAGUGAGGCUAAUGCAAUAACCCACAAAUUGUUCAGUUUCAAUUCAACUUUGAGAGACCAAGAUGAUGCCAGUAAUCCUAACUCUACUUUUCUGCAAUCUCCUUGGUCAGCAGAACACAGUCCUUGAAGUAGGCAGCACCAACCUGCGUGUGGCGAGUGGAGACAGCUGUUCAGGGAGAGUGGAGCUCUAUCACCGGGGGGAAUGGGGCACUGUGUGUGGGGACGGCUGGGACUUGAACGAUGCUAAAGCUGUCUGCAGAUUUCUGGACUGCGGCUUUGCUAAAUCUGUUGAAAAAAGCAGCUCCCGGUUUGGGAAAGGGACCGGGACAGUCUGGCUUAGCAGAGUGAACUGCACUGGGAAUGAAAAAUCACUCGCGCAAUGCCCCAAAUCAGAGUUCGGGAAAACACCCGACUGCGAUCACGAGAAAGAUGCUGGCGUGGAAUGUGCCGGAAAAUCUGGCAUCACAAACCUCAGGCUGGUGAAUGGAAGCACCUCUUGUUCUGGGAGAGUUGAAGUUCUUCAUAAUAACCAGUGGAGGACUCUAUGCGAUGAGGGCUGGGACCUGAAUGAUGCUAAGGUUGUCUGUCAAUCGCUGGGCUGUGGUGAGGCUCUGUCUGCUGAAAGGGGGGCGAGAUUUGGCCAGGGGACCGGGCAAAUCUGGCUUAAUGAAGUACAGUGUAAUGGGACAGAAUCCUCAAUUAUGAAUUGCCUGAAAUCAGAAUUUGGAAUAGCACCCAACUGUGAUCAUGGGAAAGAAGCUGGUGUUGUGUGUUCAGCGGUGAGGCUAGUCAAUGGAGAUGGCCGCUGUGCUGGAAGAGUGGAGAUUCAGUACAGAGGAGAGUGGGGCUCUGUGUGUAGUGAUUCCUGGGGAUUAGAGGAUGCUGAUGUGGUCUGCAGAGAGCUGGGGUGUGGGGCUGCAGAGUCAGCCCCUCAUGGAGCUGUGUAUGGGCAGGGGAGAGGACCCAUCUUCCUGGAUGAUGUGGACUGCACUGGGAGGGAGACUGCACUGGUUCAGUGCCCCUCCAGAGGCUGGACGACUCAUAACUGCAGCCACAGGAACGACGCCUCAGUUGUCUGCUCUCUGUCAGUGGUCUCGGCCUCAGUGCUGGUUCCAAUAGUAGCUAGUGGUGUGACGGCAGGGGCACUGGUUAUACUGGGUAUACUGGUGACCGUCUUCAUCGUCAGGAGGAAUAAGAAAAGGAAGAAAGAGGCACAGGAAGUGAAAAACACAAUCUAUAGCACAGGAAAGCCAGCAGAGGAAGUGAAGGAGACGGGUUUUUACAAUGGCAGCCCUGCUUGUGACGAGCAGAUCUAUGCAAACACUAUGUAUCAAGAAUCUGAGCAAGAAGACUGCAUUUAUCAAAACUACCGCUACUGAAGUAACUUCAGCGGAGGAUUUGGGGGACUGAUUUUUGUACCUUUUCACCAAUAUUUUCCUACUAUUUCUUUUUUUACCUUUAGCGAACACAAAACUGGGCUUAGCUGAGUGGGGGAUGGAGGGGGGUGAUGCUGAUAUGCCACAAUCACUAUCGAGCCCUCUUAAGGUGUCGUGAGCUAGUCGAUGAAACACCAAGGAUGGAAGGUGCCCACCACAGAUGUACCCUACUUAGCUCCAGACGGUUGUCAUGCUGAUGCGCUGGGGAGGCCGCACUGUGGUUGAUCCCUGGAGCCAGCAUCGCAGCCGUUGUGUGUGCUCAUGCGCUAGGGAGGCAAUAAGCUGAUCCCUGGAGCCAGCAUGACACUUCAGCCAUCAACACCAGACAGAAGGAUAUCUACAUCAUCAUACGGAAGGAAAUGAAGAUGGAUCACAUUAGUUUACAGUUAAAUAAGCUGCAUCUUAGUUGCUGCUUAUCGUGGCGAGAGUCCAGUAUCAGCAUGAGGUUUUAACACCUACUCUCAAGUAUUGGAAAUCAUAUAUCAUAUCAUAGAUGCAUAAGAACAUAAGAAAGUUGACAAACAAAAGGAGGCAAUUUGGCCCAUCUUGCUCGUUUGGUUGUUAGUAGCUUAUUGAUCCCAGAAUCUCAUCAAGCAGCUCCUUGAAGGAUCCCAGGGAGUCAUUUUCAACAACUAUACAUCUGUGAAACCUGGGGAUAUAUAUCGGUUGUCUCCACACUAAUUGCAUGUCUGUCCAAGGUGGAAAGCUGGAUGUCCCAACAUUUUUUUGCAGUUAAAUUCAGGUAAGACUGGAGUCUUGAUGUUAGGUUCUCAGCAGAAAUUGGAGUUGGUAAUUCUAUAAAAACAAAUUUAGGUAAAUAUAAUUCAAAUAUAAAUUCCAAGGCCAUUAACCUGGGAUUUGUAAUUAAUUCUGAGUUAUGUUUUGAGAAUCAUAUCUGCAAUACCACUAAAGUGUCCUUCUAUCAUUUACGUAACAUUGCCAAGAUUAGGUAUUUUUUUUAUCAUUGCCUGAUGCUGAGAAGCUAAUUCAUGCAUUUGUUUCAUCUAGACUGGAUUACUGCAAUGCUCUGUUAUCUGGGCUACCAAAUCAUGUCUUAUUCCAUUUGCAACUUGUUCAAAAUGCAGCUGCCUGGGUGCUAAGUAGAACAAAGAAAAGACAGCCCAUAACUCCAGUGUUGGCUGCACUUCACUGGCUUCCAGUACGUUUUAGAAUAGAUUUUAAGGUCUUGCUGCUGACUUGCAAGGAGCUCCAUGGUCUGGCUCCUGACUAUCUGAAAGAGCUCCUGUGCCCACAUGCACCUGUCCGUGCUGUAAGGUCAGCUGACUUCGGUCUUUUGCUUGUUCCAAAGAUUAAGACCAAGAGAGAGGAUGAAAGAGCUUUUAGCAAUAAUACGCCAAGACUGUGGAAUAGAUUGCCAUCCGACAUCAGAGAAGCAGAGUCACUUAAUGUUUUUAAGUCAAGGUUAAAAACUCAUUUUUUAGACUAGCUUUUGAAUCCUGAUUUUAUGUAUCAAUCUAUUAUUAUUUUAAACUUGUUCACUGCAUUUGUGUUUUUUAAAUGGAGUUGUUGCUUACUUUUAAUUUAUAUUAUCAAUUUUGCUGUUAAAAUUGUGUUUAAUUCUGUAUUUUGUUGUUGUUUUUUAUUGUAUUUUAAACUUUAAACUUUUACUAGUAUGUAUAAGUAAAGGCAGAAAUGUUUUCUUGUAAAGAUUAAAUAUUAAUUAUAUAGUAGCUACUGGAAAUCUCUUGUUUUGGCUUAAAUAAAAGAAAAAAUGCUUCUCUAAAGACUCCUCAAUAAAACUCUGCUUUCUCUCCA